CCUCUCAAAGAACACUUCAAGAUCACCGGCGACAUUCGGGGCGCACAGAGAACGAGGUGCUGUGUCAGACUCGAUUGCUAGCUUCGCUGCCACGGCAGGCCAGACUGGCCGGCAACAGCCACGAUCCGUACCUGACCUCACCUCGCGAAGCAAACAACGUAACGGCAAGAUGGCGUUGAACCCGCAUCAGAAGAACAAGGUCGACAUAAGCAAACUCAGCGAUGAAGAAGCCAAGCUCUUCCGCUUGUACGGCAAGCUUCCUAAUAAGAAGGACCUGUUGCAGAACAAGCUCAAAGAGCGGAAGUACUUUGACAGCGGCGACUAUGCCAUGAGCAAAGCCGGCAAGGCCGAUGCUGGUCUGGUGGGUGGUUUGGGUCGCGAGCAUCCUUCACCAGAAACCAUCCCACACCUCGCCUCUCAGCAAUCGCAGAACUCCAAUUCGGGUGCUUCAGCCAACAAUGGACCCACAUUGCAUCCUACCCAAAGCCAGGGUCAAUCUGGAAGCCCGGUAAAGGAGCCUUCGGUACUGCAGAGAGGAAUGAGUGUUGAUGAGCAGGACAACGCGGAAGACAUUGCGGCGCAAGUAGGGAAGGCUGUCGAGGACAAGACGCUGCCCAUGCGACAAUGAGUGCGCGCAUCUCACCCCUAUAACCUACUGACCUCAAGAGUGGGUGCAAAGGCCAUUGUACGCUUUCUGUAACGGCUGAAGGACGUCACCAUAAAGG
Baudoinia panamericana UAMH 10762 is the source of this 725-nucleotide messenger RNA. RefSeq lists its product as uncharacterized. Gene Ontology annotation, molecular function: protein phosphatase inhibitor activity. The record is from RefSeq and is a predicted model, not a curated record. The transcript has 3 exons. Gene Ontology annotation, cellular component: cytoplasm. Bases 170 to 628 code for a protein of 152 amino acids. NCBI's taxonomy places the organism in Eukaryota, Fungi, Ascomycota, Dothideomycetes, Mycosphaerellales, Teratosphaeriaceae.